Mytilus californianus (California mussel) is the source of this 7931-nucleotide messenger RNA. RefSeq lists its product as uncharacterized. Gene Ontology annotation, biological process: regulation of DNA-templated transcription. The transcript is spliced from 3 exons. The record is from RefSeq and is a predicted model, not a curated record. The coding region runs from base 610 to 1935 and encodes 441 amino acids. Gene Ontology annotation, molecular function: RNA binding; protein binding. NCBI's taxonomy places the organism in Eukaryota, Metazoa, Mollusca, Bivalvia, Mytilida, Mytilidae.
AUUUAAUCUGUUAAAAGAUCAAUACAACAUAAAUAGUCUCAUAUAGCACCAGUUGGUAAAUUUCUUGUUUUCGCAGUUUUCAUAUGUCAAGUUAUUAUCACUAUUCAAUUUUAACAUGUGAUUGCACUUUGUUGGGCGUGAAAGUGAAAGUUGAGAAAUUUAAGGAUUUUACACCUUGACAAUAAACAGAAGCUCUGUACUGCAGUUGAUCAUUGGGCGUCAGUCACUUUGGCAAUUGAUAUCACGAAUUUAAGGAGUUUAAUUAAUGAGAAUUUCUUCAGUAUUUACUGUUUGAAUCGGUCUAUACUGUUUGAAAAUUGUUCAAUGCAAAAAAUUUGAACAAGGAAGUAAGAUAGUCAAGAGGAUUGAGUACGAGAUUAUAGGAUUUAUAGCAAAGCCAGUGAAAAAGAUGGUUACAAUGAUUCGUCCUUCAGAUUAACUGACCGUGGUAAAUUGACCUUAGAUUUCCAUGUUAAGUCAUUAUGUAACGUGCAAAUCAAAACUGAACCUCAUUCCAGUGACUGCAAUGCAUGGGUGCAGGACGAGCAAAACAAUAACAUUUGUAAGAUAGUUGACGUGAGAGGGAAUGUAGAAUUUACGAACAGUUUAAUGAAUAAUAAUAAUAAUGGUGGUGAUAAAGAAAGUCUGACUGGAAGUAGUACUACAACAGAAAACUGGCAAUCGAACAAUGUUUCCCGUCAAUCUGAAAGUAUAAAUAGCACCAGAAAUUCAAUGAUGUUAGCCAGUAGUCCUGCUGGUGUCUUUAAACCCCCAAUGACUGUGGCUGACCAAAGGCUUAUAUCAGGCGGAAUGCCUUAUUCAAUGAUACCAUCUGGACCUGUGUCACCCUACAGUUCUUAUUUCACACAAUAUGGAUAUCCUCCACGUAAUUAUCCACAAAUUGAUUCAUAUUCAUAUUCUGCAGUUCUACAAAGCAUGGGAAGUCAUGCAGCACAAACCCAAAUGCCGUGCAAUACCUAUGGGUCUCAGUACUCCAUGCUGAAUAGCCCACAUCAACGAUCAAUGUCUGUUUCCGCCUCAGGGCAGGGACAGCAUGUGUCAUCCCGACGUAGCCCGGGAGAUACGUCAGAAAGAGAUAUUGACUCUAAUAUACCACACAAUUAUGGUAAGGAGGAACGUACACAUAGUCUUUCAUCAGUAGAAAUAUCCAGUUCAAAAACUGUAUCUUUCAAAGACCCACCUCCAAGGAGGGAAUUAUUAAACAGUAAAGAUAUGAACUAUAAAGUGCCUAGUGGUAAAGAAGGAAGUUUAAAACAUCGAAUCUUGACCCGCCCAUCAGACAGUACUCCAGAGAGUUCUGUGGUGGAUGUACAUUAUGGUGAACCUUCUGCCAAAAGAACAAGAUACGAUUCUCUUAAUGUUUCCACAUCAAAUCACCAAGAAGAUAAUGGAUCUUCUUCAAAUUUACAUUUCCCGCCACAUUUUAUGAAGGGUUCUAUAAUACAACUCACAAAUGGUGAACUGAAACGUGUUGAGGAUCUGCAAACAGCAGAUUUUGUACAUAGUGCUGAAAUAAGUAAUGAUCUCAAAAUUGACUCUAGUUCUGUUGUACGCAUUGAUGAAAAUAACGAGCGAGGGACAGCAGUGCUUGGAUUUGUUGUUGGAGAACACAAAGUUCAGGUGACUGUUGAAGCUUCUGUUGAACAUCCAUUUUUUGUUUUCCAUCAAGGAUGGUCAUCUUGUGAUCCACAACGUACACUCCAACGAUAUGGACUUGAUUGCCAUAAACUCUCUGUCGGUGAUAGAUGUAUAUCACUGACUCACAAGGAAGUGGCGGACCGUGCUGCUGAACUUUUACAACAGCAACAACAACUAGGUGAUAAUCCAGCGUAUAGUUUUGGUGAAACUGUCUCGGGCAAUAAAUCAGGGAUAUCAACCCAGGGCUUGGACCUGAACAGGUCUCAACACAGAUAAGAAUGGUCAAGCCUUACAAAUGUUGAUAUUUUGAUUGAUAGACCUUUCAUGGUCAUUUUGCAGACCCUAAAAUAUACUUUUGACUGUAUAUGGUCAUUAUAUAGACCCUAAAUGCUGUAUGGUUGACCAUAUAUUGUCAUUUUGUCAGACCUUAAAUCUGUUACUGGCCUAAUUGGUCACAAUGUAGACCUUAAAAUUAUAUCAGAAAAUGAAUCUCUGAAUGUCGAAAUAUAUUUUUAACAUAAUUUAGACAUAUAUGCUGAUUCAUUUUUUUUAAUAUACAACCCCUUUGCAGGGAAAAAGUAGUAUAACUAGUAUUAACAUAGGUCUUAUGGAUAUAAUUUUUAUACAAAGUGUAUAAUAAUCAACAUUUCUAAACACAUUGGUUCAUUGUUAUCUUCUGUUAUAAAGAUACAGUCUUACAUAAAUGCACACAUUAGCACAAAAUGGCUGUCAUUUGCUGCAUCUUGGUUUAGUCAGAUCUGCAUAUAGUAUAAUUUUGAUUUGAUUGAAUUUCCAACACUGCAAUCUUUCAUAGUUUCCAUUUGUACAUGUUUUAAACAAUUUAUGACAUAACUGCCAUGCUUGUCAGAAUUUCUUGAACAAAAUCUUUGUUAUAUUACAUGGGUAGAAAGGAGGAAGAGGUGUUAGAUUUGAUGAUAUUUUACCGUCAGAUUCUGUCAAAGCCUGUGCAUUGGAAUCAAAGUUUCUAAAGAUAAUUUACAUCAGACAAUUUAUGAAAAAUUGUAGAAACCAUAAAGACAAAACAAAUCAAAAUACUUUGUUAAAAAUUAACAGGGAUUGAAUUUGAAAUGCCUUUUCAGAAAAUUGUAAAAUACAGUGCCUUAGAUAAUGGAUAUUUUCCAUUGAACAUUUUUUUUCUUUUAUUGUCCCUUUGCUGCUUUUGGAUUUUGGAGGUUUCAGAAUAGGUUUACAUAGAAGAUAUUUGUGGGAUUUUCUUUCUUCUAAAACAUUACAGAGUUCCCUAACUUUUUUAAGUAUGAUUUGCUUUAAAAAAAUUUACAGACAAUAUUUUUCAAAAGAUUCAGUUAAUUUAGAAAUUUCACUAUUUUUAAAGAGUUUUCCUUAGAUUCCUAUAAAAAUGACUCACCAUCUGAAAAAUAAUUUUUUAUAUAAUGUUAAGUCUUAUGACAGAUCAGGCACUGUUGUCAAUGUUUGAUAAAACGGAAUUGCUGUUUUCAAUCAAACCCCACAUUUUUUCUCAUUUGUUUGCAUGUACUAAUUUUGAUCUGUUAAGGGAGGUAAUUUGUGAAUAUAAGAAAGAUCCACAAAGAGGGAACUACAAUUUCUGUAUAAAAUGGUUUAAUGAAGGAAGAUAAGACCUGUGGGAAAAGUGGGACUGUUGAUUUAUUUUCAGUAAUAUUUUUAUUGAUUUCUGGGAAAUUUUGAAUAAAUAAGUUUUAUUAUUUUAUGAAGUUGCUUUAAAGGGUUAAUAAAUUACAUGUUCACUGUUCAAUCAGAUGUUUCCAUUUCAAACAACAGAUAGAAUAUACUUAACUAAACUAAUCUUGAAAAUCUUGGUUAGUGCCACAUGAAAUUACUUUCUAGCUGCUCAAAAUUUCUAAUAUUGUUGAGAGAAAUGGACAUUUCCUUAAAUACUUUCAAUUUCAAAGCCUCAUACACUUUUAAGUUCCCUAUGAGUAGAAAGAGAGAAGAGCAGUUGAGAGAGCAACUCAAAACAGCUCAAGGUUACCAGGAGACAUGUUAAGGUCACCUUAGGGGUUUCUGGAUUGAUAAGCACUCACUCAUGUGACAAGCUUUAAAUCAACUGGAUUCUAAAUAUCUUGUGAAAGAUUUCAAGGGAGACAACCAAAAAUUGAAAUCCGCAAUAAAGUUUGUUAAUAGUAGAACAAUUUUAACAUUCAGAACAACUAAUAAAAUUAAAGGAACUACAUAAUACAUGCUAACUGAAGUAGUACUGUAUGAUCAUUUUUGUUGCGACAGAAACAAAGAAAAGUUAAUGUGAAUUUACUUAUUAUAACUCAAAUAAACUACAUCUUCUGAACUUUAUCCAAUCAGAUUUUAUCCAUAUUAUCAAUGAACCUCCAUUCUCUUAAACUUUUUUCAUCCUGCUUUGUUUUCAAUAUAUAAAACAAUAAUAGACAGCUUGAUAGAAAUUCUUGUUUACAUUAAGAAUUAUGUCUAGAAAAGAUGCUACUUCAUCUUUAAAGCUGCAGUUGUUAUACAGUUUUUCAUUCCAUUUGUCCAAUAUCUGUCCCUGAAGAAGAAAAUCAUUGGCCAAUAUCUGACAUAGAGAAAUUGGAUUAUGGGAAAAUUUUGUUCUAAUGUAGACUUUUCCUUAUAAAUGACAAAACAAACAAAAGAACUCGCCAUUCACCAAAAAUCUAAACACUAAAUACAUAUUUUCUACUAUUCACUGUUUUUAUGAAAGAACGUAGCUGAAAAUCUUUACUAUUACUAUUAUUAUUAUUAUGUUUUUGUAGAACAUAAAUCCAUAAUGAAAGACUUUGAUUAAGUGCUCAAGAAUUUUAGAUUUGUUAUUAUUUUUACUGUUUAAGGCUAUCUUAUGCUUGUUAAGUUUGUUCUUAUGAAGGAUAUGAGAUUUUAAGUUAAGUUUACAAAUUAAUUUUAGCUUGUUUUCAUUUGUAAAUGGCAAAUCACGUUUUUAGAAAGCUUUUAUGAUAUUUCAUUCAGUUUGUUAAUGUAUACGGCUAAUUUUUUUUUUAAAAGAAGUUUUAUAUGAAAGACAGUGGAAUUUUUUUUUUCAGUUGCAUUAAAAUUAGUGGAAUAUGUUAUUGAUAGAUUGAUAUGUAUUAUUCAGAGAUCUGUGAAAACCUUUAAAACUGAUUUGGAAAGAACAAAAUAAAAAUUGAAAGCUUUUUCUGAAAUUGAAUUAGAAGACAGUGUUGUUAUAUAGUGGUAAUCAUAUUGUGAUAUUUAUAGAUAUUUUCUGUAAAAGAUGUUGUCAUGGUUACCUGUUUUUCAUUGUCAUGGUAACAAUCACCUUUUAAGUUGUAACAGUUAUAUGUAUUUUAUUCGAUGGAGUGGUUAAAAUUUAAUUUUGUUAAAAUUUAAAUAAAGUUUUAUUUUAAAGUUUAGAUAUUGUAACAGGAACUGUGAUUACGAACAACUUUUUAGCGUUGAUUACUAGAACACCGAUGUUUUAGAACAAAUUUGUUAGUACCUGUAUGGAAAACUAUUGAAUACUUAAUAUUUAGAACAUAACUUAGAACAGAUUUUGAUGGUCCAAUGGGUGUUCAAGAAAUCAAAAUAUCAAAGUAUUUGCUUUAACAUAAUCAAGGUCUUUUGGUACAUGGUAUGCUCAGGGUCUGAGCUUUUUUUGUUAAGGGAAGAAACUCAAUAUGUAUCAAUUUCAUUUAAUUUUGAAAUAAACUCAAAAUAAUGCGUUUUAGUUUUUGCAGAUUUCAAAGAAUAGUUGGAAAAUAACAAAGUGUUUAAAAUUAAAUUCAUGUUUUACAAAUAUUUGUUUAGGAUGUUCAGUAUUUAAUUCACCAAUAUCAGAAAUAAGCACUUCUUUGAGACAGAUACUACACACAUUUGUUUUGAUGUCCAUGAUAAAAGGCAAUGGAUUCAAAUAUAUUCCUAAAUGCAUGUGAAUUUGCAUUUGCUUUUAAUAGGGUACACAUUUAUGUUUGUGUAAUAUUUUAAGCUGCUCCUUCUAAUACUUAAGUUCUGUAGAUUCAGAAAUUUUUGCCGUGUCUUUAUUAUCGCAACAAUUUCGACAGGAUAAUUUUUCGCAAAAAUUAGAACUUGCGUUUUAAAUUUGAUAGCUUUACUUAAAUGCAAAUUUCCGGAAAUCGCAAUAAUUAAUCUUGCAUAUUUAUAAAUGUUUCUUGAAUAUAAAAUCAACAAACCAUCUGCAUACACAUGUACCAUAUAAAGACUGUCACAAAUCAACGAUUGUAAAAUAAUACAUUGGUUUAUAAACUUGCUUAUAUACUAUAAUUGUUAUAAUACUUAUGAAAUGACUAAUGUUUUGUCAUCUUGUAUACAUUUAAGGUAUAUCAGAUUAUCAAGUCUAAGAUUUUUUUGAAUAAGUUCAUCUUAAUUUCUGUAAAACAUAUUUCUAUACAAGCUGUUUAUAAAAUGGCUAGAAAUUAUCUUGUUCAUGGUUAUAGCUCCAUUGAUAAGACCUGAUUUGGCAUAGGUUAAUCUGCUUUGUAAUUGAGGGACAUUUUAUUCAAGGAAAGGUAACAUGUGUGACUGCUUUCUCCUCAUCUAAUAAAUAUCUCCAUCCAAACACAUCACAAAAUUGUUACUGAACAGUAAAUAACAGUGAUAUUUCUUAAGUAGUAUGUUUCUCAGUUACUUAUCUAUUUAUCCUAUGUAAAAAUCAGGUAGUCAUUAAGUAAUAGACAUUAACUGGACAAUAGCUUAGGUUAUCUCCCUUUUUUCCAUUGAUGUAAUCAUUACAAAUCAGGGAACUGUACAUAUAAUUGUCAUAUACAAAGAAAAGUUGCCUUAAUCUGGGACAUGAUAUGUUAACUCUUCCCAGCCUUAAUUAACAGUUUAAUAAGAUACAAUAUAUAAUUUUUGAAGACAAAAUGGAAAUAGUUUGGUUAAUGAAUACAAAAAAUUAGGUCUCAUAGUAAACAAUUUGUUUGUCACCUAAUUUCAAUGUUUUAAUCAGUUAUUUUUCACAACACUGUCUUUGGAAUACUGUAGAAAUUUAAUGAUGAAAGUCUUUUAAGUGGUAGAAUGUUUUGUCUUCAAUGAAUCAGUAUGUAUUUUUCAAAUAUUUUGUGUUGAAUCUUCAGUGCUAUAGGAAUAAUUAUUCUAAAAUACAUAAACAUUUUCCCCUGUGUGCUGUUUUUGGUUUUAGUUAAUAUCAAUAAAACAGAUGAGUAACCUUUACUUUAAGUGCCUUUGGGUAGACCAUAAUUUCGAAACAAAAAAUGUUGACAUUUGAAUUCAACUAAAAUCUUUUGAGGAUGUCUAAAUGAUAUAUCGAUUCCGUUUUAACUGUCAUUAAAUUGGAUUUUUUUUUACUAUUUCUCUCUAAUCGUGAGAUUUAUUUUUAAAAAAGUUAACCAUUCAUUCUUCAGAAGUGUUAGAUUUCAAGGAGAAUAUAAGAUAACUAUUGCAUGACCAUCUGCUAUUAGAGAAAUUUGAAAAGAUUAAUGAUUGAGUACGUGUGAAUAAAUUUAAAAGUCCCCAAUGAGUUUUUAAAAAUAGAUUGAAAACAUAUAUAUAUUGUUAUGUAACACACAUUGCGUGUUGAUAGGAUAGCAAUUUUAUGGCAAGAAUUUAUUGUAUCAGACUAUGGUCACAUGAUUCACUGUACUUAUUCUUUGAAGUUAAAGACAAUUUUAUUUUCACGCAUACACUUGCAUUAUUACAAGGAUCAGUUCUUUUAUUUUUAAACCCAAUUCUUUUAUUUUUAAACCAAAAUGUAUAAUUUUCACAUUCUAAAUUGAAUCAUUUGUCAUUUUUUCCCCAAAAAAUGUUAAGACAUAAUACAGGUCACACAGUUUAAAGUUGCUGAAGUUACAAAAAUAGAAAGGGAUUUUCCCAUGUUAAAUUUGUAUUUUAAAGAUUUAUCACUAAGAUACAGAAGGCAAUCUUCUGGAGUGUGAGAAAGUGCAAAAGGGUGAAAUUUUAGCCUUCUUAGUUUUAUUUUAAAUCAUUCUUUUAUGUUUUUUGUAAACUAUUUUACCCAUGUGGCAGAUGAUGAAGACUCUGUAUGAGUUUGUUUUAUUCAUGGGGCAGAUGUUAUUAUUCACAGACUGGUUAGUGGAAAGUGAAUAUAGCCGGUGUACGCAAUGAACUUACCCGUAGAUCUCUUUGUUUUACUACUAUAUUGUUAGCCUGGAAUCAUUUCCUGGGUAUUACAUAAGUGCUAUUAUUAGAUUGUUGUUAUUUGUUGACAUCGUUGAACCAUGAUAUGUAAUGGAUUUGUUGAGGGGUUAAAACCUCCAAUACUUUUGAAAUACUUACAAAGUAUUUCAUUAAUGUAGUUGUGUCAAAAUAAAAAAAAAAGAUUUUUAUCACAA